This is a messenger RNA of Sporothrix brasiliensis 5110, 1401 nucleotides long. RefSeq lists its product as uncharacterized. Gene Ontology annotation, cellular component: cytoplasm. The coding region runs from base 1 to 1401 and encodes 466 amino acids. Lineage: Eukaryota; Fungi; Ascomycota; Sordariomycetes; Ophiostomatales; Ophiostomataceae. Gene Ontology annotation, biological process: G protein-coupled receptor signaling pathway. The record is from RefSeq and is a predicted model, not a curated record. The transcript is spliced from 4 exons. Gene Ontology annotation, molecular function: G-protein alpha-subunit binding; guanyl-nucleotide exchange factor activity.
AUGGCUCAGCAGCUCCCACAGAGCGGCCUGACCGGCGCAGAACGAGAUACGGCCUUAGAAGAGCUCAAAGUUUACGGGCGAGAUCCAAAAGACGCGGAUCCCAUAUUUACCACGGGAGGCAUUGAAACACUCACAAAACAUGCAUUUAAUAGCUCUUCCGCCACAACAUCGCGAAACGCCCUACGAUGCCUAGCCAAUUCGCUGCUGAUCAAGCCAGAAACCCGGCAAAUCUUUGUUGACCUAGGUUACCUGGCGAAGGCCUGCAACAAACUCAAGACGGGCAACGUGGACGAUGAAUUCCUCGUAUCACGAAUCAUCUUCCUCACCACCUAUGGCACCAGCGUCAACCUGCAGGUCUUGAUUGACCAGCACCACUUGGCCGAUGCCAUCAACCAAAACAUCGCCCGUCAUGCCAAGCUGUGUCCGUCAAAACCCGGCAGCAGCGGUAGCGGCGGUAGCAGCCCCAAGGCCAAAGCCAAAGCGGAUCCCAUGAUAGACAUGGCGCUCACUGAGACUGUCAAACUGCUGUUCAACGUCACACACUUCUGCACAGGUCGGGCGGACGCGUUUACGCCGUCCAUCGCACCAAUUGUAACCUUGAUUUGCAAACACGAUACACCGCAGCCGAAGCCCCUCGAUCCGCCGCUGGGUUCCGUGGUCAACGCUCUUUUGACGCUGAACCUGUCCAGCGAGAAGGGACUUGCAUCUCUGUUCCCCAAGAGCGAGCCUGCGGCGCUCACGGAGCGGCUCAUUCAACUUUUGGACCUGUCGCUGCGCAAAUAUGCCGACACGGAGCUGGACACUGCAGUGCUGCCAUUGGUGUCCGCGUUACGCAAGAUCUAUGAGCUGGCGCCCGUGGGGACCGUUCGGUCGACCAUGCACGCCAAACUGCUCCCUACCGAGGCCGACCGCAAAAAGGUGCUCGGGCGCGGCAACAGCCUGCCUUCGUUGAUUCUCAAGCAUACAACGAACGCCUUGGCGCCAGAGCUCCGCAAUGCGGUCUCGCACAUGCUCUUUGAGCUCUCAGACAAGGAUGCGACCAAGUUUGUGCAGAACGUUGGUUACGGCUUUGCCUCGGGUUUCCUGUUCCAGAACAACGUGCCCAUUCCCGAGGGCGCAACUGACACGUUCCGUGCCGCAGCUGCUGCGGAAGGAGGCAGUGGACGUGCAAUCAAUGCUGUGACAGGCCAAUUUGUCGACGAGGAGAUGGCCCCCAACGAGCCCGAGAUGACAGACGAAGAAAAGGAGCGCGAGGCCGAGCGCCUGUUUGUACUCUUUGAAAGAUUGAGAAAAACGGGUAUCGUUAAUGUCGAAAACCCUGUCGCAACAGCUGCACGAGAGGGCCGCCUCGGCAACGACAAGAUUGAUGGCAAAGACCGAGUAGAGGAGCUGGACGACUAG